This is a messenger RNA of Acanthisitta chloris (rifleman), 432 nucleotides long. It is a transcript of the gene LRMDA, whose product is annotated as chromosome unknown open reading frame, human C10orf11. The record is from RefSeq and is a predicted model, not a curated record. Gene Ontology annotation, biological process: melanocyte differentiation. NCBI's taxonomy places the organism in Eukaryota, Metazoa, Chordata, Aves, Passeriformes, Acanthisittidae. The annotation marks the transcript as partial. The transcript has 3 exons. Gene Ontology annotation, molecular function: protein binding.
UGUAGUAUCAUUUUUCCUGUUGCCUUUGUCGUUUGCAGGUCACUAGAAGGACUGAAAACAUUCAGUUACUUGGAAGAGCUGAUCUUGGACAACAAUCUACUCGGAAAUGACCUUCUGUUACCCAAGUUACCUCACCUCCAUACCUUAACGCUCAACAAGAACCAAAUAACAGAAUUAGAAAGCCUUUUGGACCAUUUGGCUGAAGUUGUGCCUUCACUACAGUAUCUCAGUUUGCUUGGAAACAUUGCUUGCCCAAAUGAAUUGGUCUGCAAAGAAAAGGAUGAAGAUGACUACCAGAGGUACAGAUAUUUUGUCCUGCACAAAUUGACAAACCUGAAAUUUCUCGAUACUCGGAAAGUAACCACGAGGGAGAGAGAGGAAGCCUUGGUAAGAGGUGCCUUCAUGAAAGUGGUUAAGCCCAAGGAUGCUAAG